GAAAUGAUAUUUAGGUGUUAUGCUUUGUUUCCGGUAACAGGGGUGGAGGCGGAGACUGCGGUUUGUUCUGAGUGUGUUGGUCUGUUCCUGCAUCCUGGUAUCUCGGAACCUCCAUCCUGCUCUCCAAGUGCCCGGACUGAAAACAGGAAAUUGAGUAUGAGCACAGGUGAAGAAGAGUCUGGCACAGUAAAAAUACAAACCAGAAACUCUCUGACACUCACACAGGACUUUGACGGAAACAUCAUUCUCCACUGUCCCCAAAAUGACUCAGGACUAGAUUCUGAAAACAUUGUGGGAACUCCUACAAAGAGACUUUGUUUGUCAUCUGAGCAUGAGCACAGUGUUACUGAAACGUCACCCUGCAUAUCUGUUGUUGCACUCCCGUUGUCAGAGAAUGAUCAAAGUUUUGAGGUGACCAUGACUGCUACCACUGAGGUGGUUGAGGAUGACAUCAGUGAAGACUCCAUUACUCAGAUACAGAUUCUCCAGAAUGAACAACUCGAUGACAUUUCACCCACAGGUAAUGAAGAGGCUUCAGCAGUAAGCCGAGCCUGGUUUACAAGUAAAGAAGAUAAAAAUUCCCUUACCAACAAAGGACAUAAAUGGAAGCAGGGGAUGUGGUCUAAGGAAGAAAUUGCAAUCUUGAUGAGCAACAUUGACAGGUACUUAAAGAGUCAUGGCAUUAAAGAUGCAGCUGAAAUUAUUUUCGAAAUGUCAAAAGAUGAGAGGAAAGACUUCUACAGAACGAUAGCAUGGGGUCUGAAUCGGCCACUCUUUGCUGUAUACAGAAGAGUUCUGCGCAUGUACGAUGACCGGAAUCAUGUGGGAAAGUACACACAUGCAGAGAUUGAGAGACUUAGAGACUUGCGAGUGAAGCAUGGGAAUGAUUGGGCUACUAUAGGGGCUGCUUUGGGCAGAAGUGCCUCUUCUGUAAAGGAUCGUUGCCGACUUAUGAAAGAGACCUGCAAGACCGGAAAAUGGACAGACGAAGAAGAGAGAAGACUAGCAGAGGUUGUCCAUGAACUUACCGGGACUGAGGCAGGAGAUAUUGUAACUCAAGGUGUGUCUUGGGCUUCAGUGGCUGAAAGAGUUGGGUCCCGUUCCGAAAAGCAGUGUCGCUCGAAGUGGUUAAAUUAUUUAAACUGGAAGCAGAGUGGUGGCACGCAGUGGACCAAAGAAGAUGAGAUAAAUCUCAUCCUCAGAAUUUCAGAGCUUGGUGUUUUAGAUGAAAAUGACAUAAACUGGGAUAUUCUGGCAGAAGGAUGGGCCAGUGUCCGGUCACCUCAGUGGCUCAGAAGUAAAUGGUGGACUGUCAAGAGGCAAAUAGCAAAUCACAAGGACGUGUCAUUUCCUGUUUUAAUUAAAGGCCUAAGGCAGCUGCAUGAAAGCCAGGCAACUCUUUUGGGUGCUGAAGAGCUUGAGAACAAGUCUGAUGUCCAAUCACAAAGCAGUAACUCCACCGUACAGCACGUCCAGAUCAGAGUAGCACAUUUGGAGGAGAGUGCAGGCCUAUCCCAGAGCUCCCUGGCAGCCUUACAGAUUCCUGUACAGAUUACACAUCUUUCCUCUUCUGCUCCAGCCUCUCCUUCGGCUGACACAGAAACCAUAGCACUAAACAGCGGCACACUACAGACAUUUGAAAUCCUUCCAUCAUUUUACUUACAACCAAGCGGGACCACAGGAACCUUCAUUCUUCAGACAGGUUCCAGCCAAAGUCUUCCAUUAACACUAACUUCUAACCAAGCAGUGACACUCACAUCUAACUCGUCUCCAGCAUCGCCAGAACAAAUCAUUGUGCACACAUUAUCUCAAGAACAUCUCCUCAACAGUGGUGAUAAUGUGACAGUUCACUGCCAUACGCCUGGGAUUAUAAUUCGCACUGUGGCUUCUGAAGACAUGAAUUCACCUCAUACUCCGAGAGAUCUUACUGCUGAUUCAGACUUACAGCAAGAUCAUAUGAACAAUCAUCAGGGUGCUCUGGAAGUGAACUCUUUAUCUGGGCAGAUCCAGCCUGUUGAUAUUGGGCAAGACUCUGGGUAUUGUAGAGAGCCUCCGUCUCUAAAGAUAAAAUGCAGAAGUUCCAUGGAUUUAAUGCAUCAAGUUGGGGAUGAUGAAGGGGUGGACAUAAAGCCAGACAAUGACCUGGCUAGCUCCUGUAUGAAAAAGGUCCUCCAUGCUUCUGCCAUUGAGGAACAGGCUAGUCAGUCUUCCACUGUUAAUGAUGGAGUACUUAUUGUCUCAUCACCACCUGGCUACAUCCAGACAGAAGAUGAUAUUGAUGGAGAGUCUGUACUUCCUCUUACAACACUUGCAGAUCCUAUUCUGCAGCACCACGGGGACAGAUCACACCUUAAUGACUCUUCACUAGAUGGCCCUUACUCAGACGACUCAAAGGAUCUUGAAGAUUUAUAAAACUAACACUAAAAUACAUUCCUAUACAGCACACUUCUUUUACCCUCACUUAAAGGAACAGUUCAGUGUAAAAAUAAAAACUGGGUAAAUAGAUAGGCUGUGCAAA
This is a messenger RNA of Xenopus laevis (African clawed frog), 2518 nucleotides long. RefSeq names its product cyclin D binding myb like transcription factor 1 L homeolog (gene dmtf1.L). The transcript is spliced from 17 exons. The record is from RefSeq and is a predicted model, not a curated record. NCBI's taxonomy places the organism in Eukaryota, Metazoa, Chordata, Amphibia, Anura, Pipidae. Bases 4 to 2412 code for a protein of 802 amino acids.